AUGCCCUCAGACGCUUCUGAACAAGAGUCAUACGUCUUUAGACAACGAGAUGAGACCGAAUCAUCAAGAUUGAACUUUCAGCAUACAAUCGCACUCAAAGUCAGCCAAGGCCACCUCAUUCAUCCCUCAAUAGAUAUAUCGAGCCUGAAGGCCGUAGCCGAUAUUGGGACUGGCACUGGAAUUUGGUUGGAGGAUCUUCAGCAACAAGUCCACUCUCAGACUCGUCUAGACGGCUUCGAUAUCUCAGCUGCCCAAUUCCCCUCUGCGAGCAAGUGCACUUAUCAGGUUCAUAAUAUACUUGAGCCUUUUGCUCCAGAAUACCAUGGGUUAUAUGAUCUGGUGCAUAUCAGGAACAUGGUCGAAUCUGGAGGCUAUCUCCAAUGGGAAGACUUCGACUUCGAACGGAUAGUCACGACUGGAGCAGCCUCACCUACGCACGCAGAGCUGAUCAGUUUGACCUGUAGCUUCUUCACGGGUUUGGGCAUGAGUCUAAAUUGCUCGAUCCGAGUCGAAGAGACCAUGAAACAGGCAGGACUUGCAGAUGCUAUACGAGAGCAACGUAAUUCGUACUGGGAUAAAUCCUUGGAUUCUGACACCAAAAAUUGGUGUUGGCAAUCUUUCGGGGGAUUUAUACCAAAGGCUGUACUGUGGUCUGGGAAGGCAAAGGACGAAGAGACUGCUGAGAGGAUGAUAAAUGAAAAGCUUCAGGUCCUGGGAAAGGAAUAUCAGAGCGGAGCUGUACCAAAUUUUGCACAGAGAGUGAUUGUAGGCAGGAAGGCCUGA
Messenger RNA from Mollisia scopiformis, 783 nucleotides. RefSeq lists its product as uncharacterized. Lineage: Eukaryota; Fungi; Ascomycota; Leotiomycetes; Helotiales; Mollisiaceae. The record is from RefSeq and is a predicted model, not a curated record. Bases 1 to 783 code for a protein of 260 amino acids. The transcript is spliced from 4 exons.